AUGUUUAGCGUGUUCAUUUUUCUCGGUUCGGCAGCGCUUUUGGGUUUGAGCCAGGCUCAUGUGCGGACACGUUUCUAUCUGCCACCGGCGGCAAGUGAAAGCUUUGCGACACCAGCUCCAAUCAUUACCAAACAGUUUUAUAGCGUAUCCGCAGCUGAGGAUUCGGAGGAGCUGCAGCCGCGCUCCAAGCAUCUGCUGAUUGGACGCGCGACACGCAACUAUCGUGUGAUCUUCAUACGCGCACCCAGCGCUCAGAGCGAGGCUGUGAAGUACACGGCCGAGCUGGCGCCGCAGGAGGAGCGUACGGUCAUCUAUGUGCUGAGCCGCAAACAGCCGGAGCUGGAGGUGCACGACAUUCAGCCGCCCAGGCAGCAGCACCAGCAGCAGCAGUCGUCAGACAAGCCGGAAGUCUUCUUCAUCAGGUACAAGACAAACGAGGAGGCGGCCGCCGCUCAGCGCGAAAUUCAAACGCAAUACGAUCAGCUGGGCGGCAACACAGAGCUCGCGGCGCCCUAUGUGGCGCCAGUGCAGUCCGUAAUUGGCGCCCUAGAUGCAGCCAAGCCAAAUGCUGCUGCUGGUGCUGUUUCUGCUGAUGGCUACGAGUAUCAGCGACCCACGGCGCGUUUUCUUUGA
Drosophila montana is the source of this 633-nucleotide messenger RNA. RefSeq names its product TweedleZ (gene TwdlZ). NCBI's taxonomy places the organism in Eukaryota, Metazoa, Arthropoda, Insecta, Diptera, Drosophilidae. The transcript has a single exon. The record is from RefSeq and is a predicted model, not a curated record. The coding region runs from base 1 to 633 and encodes 210 amino acids.